This is a messenger RNA of Haliotis rubra (blacklip abalone), 1540 nucleotides long. RefSeq names its product ruvB-like 2. Gene Ontology annotation, cellular component: Ino80 complex; R2TP complex; Swr1 complex. Lineage: Eukaryota; Metazoa; Mollusca; Gastropoda; Lepetellida; Haliotidae. Gene Ontology annotation, biological process: regulation of transcription by RNA polymerase II; box C/D snoRNP assembly; chromatin remodeling. The coding region runs from base 28 to 1419 and encodes 463 amino acids. The record is from RefSeq and is a predicted model, not a curated record. The transcript has 16 exons. Gene Ontology annotation, molecular function: DNA helicase activity; ATP binding.
GAGGGCGCUAUUUCACACACCGGCAGCAUGGCGGCGACAACAGUAGAAAAGGUUCAAGAAGUAAGAGAGGUGACAAAGAUUGAAAGAAUUGGUGCACAUUCCCACAUCCGAGGCUUGGGUCUUGAUGAUGCGUUGGAAGCAAGGAAGGUAUCACAGGGAAUGGUGGGGCAGUCGGAUGCUCGGCGAGCAGCUGGUGUCGUCUUGGAGAUGAUUAAGGGUGGGAAGAUAGCUGGUCCCCGUGCAUGUUUGUUUUCUGGCCAGCCAGGAACCAAGACAGCUAUAGCCAUGGGCAUUGCCCAGGCGCUUGGUUCAGACACACCUUUCACAAGCAUCGCUGGCAGCGAGAUCUUCUCCCUGGAGAUGAGCAAGACGGAGGCUCUAACACAGGCUUUCAGGAAGUCCAUUGGAGUCCGAAUUAAGGAAGAGACAGAAAUUAUAGAAGGUGAAGUCGUGGAAGUACAAAUAGACCGUCCAGCCACAGGAACUGGAGCCAAGGUGGGAAAGCUGACCCUCAAGACAACAGAGAUGGAAACAAUCUAUGACUUGGGACAGAAGAUGAUUGAGUCUCUCACCAAGGAGAAGGUUCAAGCUGGAGAUAUUAUCACAAUUGACAAGGCUACAGGAAAGAUCACAAAGCUUGGAAGAUCGUUCACACGAGCACGAGACUAUGAUGCUAUGGGAUCCCAGACAAAGUUUGUCCAGUGCCCUGAAGGUGAACUACAGAAGAGAAAGGAAGUGGUCCACACUGUCACUCUGCAUGAGAUCGAUGUCAUCAACAGCCGUACACAAGGGUUCCUUGCCCUCUUCUCAGGGGACACUGGUGAAAUCAAGGCAGAAGUCAGAGAGCAAAUCAAUGCAAAGGUUGCAGAAUGGAGGGAAGAGGGGAAGGCUGAAGUUGUACCUGGGGUGCUGUUUAUUGACGAGGUUCACAUGUUGGACAUCGAGUGCUUCUCCUACCUGAACCGCGCCCUGGAGAGUGAUAUGGCUCCCAUCCUCAUUGUGGCUACCAACAGAGGCAUCACAAAGAUCCGUGGCACACAAUACAAGAGCCCUCACGGUAUCCCCAUCGACCUGUUGGACAGACUUCUCAUCAUCACAACAUCCCCCUACGAAGAGAAAGAGAUCAAACAGAUUCUCAAGAUCAGGUGUGAGGAGGAAGACGUAGAGAUGAAUGAAGAUGCCCUGACAGUACUCACCCGCAUCGGGAUGGAGACAUCACUGAGAUACUCCAUCCAGCUCAUCACCACUGCCAGUCUGUGUUGUCGCAAGAGGAAGGGUGCCGAGGUUGAUGUGGAUGAUAUCAAGCGAGUUUACUCCCUGUUCCUUGACGAGUCAAGAUCAACACAGUUCCUGAAGGAAUACCAACAAGAGUUUAUGUUCAACGAGAUGCCAGAGUCAGAAUCAAUGGAAACAAGCUGAUGGCCGACUCAGUUGGCAGCCAUACUGGAUCUGACAAAGGACUUUAUUCCAUGCUGGGCAGUCUCAUUGUGUUCAUCAUUGCAAAAUUGUACAAACUUUUAUAAUAAAAUUCAAACUACAA